UAAGAUGUAGGAGACAUUUGUUUAAUUCGAAUUACAUAUUUAGUGGCCAAUGAAAAGUAGUUUUAGAUUGCUUGAUAUACUAGGGAGUGCUCAUGGCAAAAGUAAUAAGACGUUGUUCACCAUUUUCUGAAGAAGAAAGUUCUAUUUUGUUUGAUAUUCUAAGAAAACAUCUUAACCUGGUUGAACCAGAGAAUUUCGAUAUUUUGUCAAUUGCAAUACGAUCUAACACAUGGCAGUCGGUGUGUGAGGAAUUUAACUCCCAUAGUGCUGUCAAACAACGAAGCCAAAUACAGUUGAAACGAUUUUGGGAAAAUCGUAAAGCUAAGAUAAAGAGAAGUCUGCAGAAGCUUCUAACUGCCAACAAUGAACUUGGAAAAUCUGAAUCACCACAUAUAGAUAACCAAUUGUUUGAGUACUCUACAUCCUCACUGAGAUCAACAGCAACACCUGUUGGUGCAUCAUUAUUUAGUUAUCCUGCCAUAAAGAGCAAUCUUACUUUUCCAAAUCCUGAAGUUACUCCACAUUUCAUAGAAUCUGCCUCCUACACAGUGUAUCAGGGCGAAGGGAGGAGCAUCACUGACUCUCCAGGCACCGGCGAUCCUUAUAAGAACUCUGUGGUGCAUCCUUCGGAGGAUUUAAGUGGGUCUCAUCUGCUGAAAUUUGAACGCCCACCCACUUACGCCGAAAUCAACGACAGAGGAGGAAGGAAUAGUAUGCUGGAGCCUGAAAGUGCAGAUUCUGAUGGAGACAUGGAUAACGGUGACACAGAAGGUGCCAGAAGUAAAGCAGAGACUGCAGCACGACUAGCUCGUCUCCGUCGUCGAGAAAGGCAAGAAGAGGAGCUGCAUGCUUACCGUCUGCGUGAAGCAGCAGCACGUGCAGCUGCAGCAGAGGCAGAGAGACGUGCUGCUGAGGAUGCUGAAACUUGGGCUGCAGAAGAGCGAGCACGAGCUGCGCAGAGAGAUGCUGAACUACACCGGCUCAAUGUGGAACGCUUGCAGCUGGAGCUGGAUCUACUGCGUGCAGAGCAUCGGGCUCGACACUAGCUCUGAACAAACGAAUGUAAAGGGAUGAUAUGAAAUUCAUAUCGUCUACCAUGUGUUAGUGUUUUUGGGCACAUACACAGUAUUGAUUUUGAAAAUCAUUAUGUAUCUUAAUGUGCUGAAAAAGUUUGUCAUGACGAGAUCAUCAAUUUAAUACUACCAAGGAGUAUAAAUGCUUGCCUCUUAGGCAGGCAUGUAAGACUCCCUCGGGUGCAGUUGUCAGUAUGUGUGCUGUGAGUACGAACUGAAAGGCAAUCCACUGAAAAUACAGUCACUGGCAGUGUUGAGUUUACAGUUUUAUAGUGAUGUGUGGGUUACAGUGUAAAGUGAUUCAUUUUGAAGAUAUUUCAAAAGUAAUAAUUUGAAUGAGUAGUACACUGUUGCCAUGAUGAUGAGAAAUUGUGAUGCAAUAAAAUGACACCGUACUAGUGUCAUUUGUGUGAGGCAUUUCCUGUUUUUGUGAAGAAGUCUCAGUUUAUGCAGUAUUAUAUACAGAAAAAACAAUGUUUCAUAAAUUAUAUGUGAGAAGGCAAGCAGUAAUCAGAAGAAAGCUUCUUUUCCAACCAACACCAUUGAGUCCUGCGGGUUGCAAUUGAGCCUCUGUGAAAGUCGAUCUGUUGAUGUACCUAUGAAGCAAGUAGGAAGAGAAGUUGAAGUAACUACAGAAUGACAAAUAACCAUCAUGGAAAUACCAAUUUGUUUGUUGAGUGAGUGAUGAAGUAAAUCAUGAUUUAAUUAAUUAGAUUAUUGGCUGUAAGGUGAUAAGAUUAUUGACACUUUGUUCUUUUGUGUGAUUCAUCUAAUGUUGUACAGAAUUAUCAGAUGUUGCUUAAUUUUUUCUUGAAAUAGGGAAGCUUAGAAAGUUUUUGUUCUGUAUGACUCUGGAUAAACAUCUAAAUGUGAAGAACUAAUUUUUAUGGAACUGCAGUGUCCUCGUGUAUGUUUUAUUUAUGUAAUCAACAGGUUUAAAUUAGUUAACAGAUGUAGGAAAGUUCUUGACUGUUUUCUGCAGUGUCACCAGAGUAAUGCAUAUCUUUACACACAUUUGCACAACUUUUAUGAGAUGAGAUGAAAUGAAAUGAAGAUGGUUUGAGUGUGCUACAGUGUGACGUUGUUCAGGAUAUGUAAUGAGUUAAACAUGAAAACUGGAUUAGAUUGUUCUUCGUCAUGGGAAAUUAAGUUUGUAAGGA
Molecule: messenger RNA, 2233 nt
Organism: Schistocerca serialis cubense
Lineage: Eukaryota; Metazoa; Arthropoda; Insecta; Orthoptera; Acrididae
Product: afadin-like
Exons: 5
Coding region: 93-1046 (317 amino acids)
Source: RefSeq, a predicted model, not a curated record